Molecule: messenger RNA, 2752 nt
Organism: Coregonus clupeaformis (lake whitefish)
Lineage: Eukaryota; Metazoa; Chordata; Actinopteri; Salmoniformes; Salmonidae
Gene: cnksr3
Product: cnksr family member 3
Exons: 13
Coding region: 168-1850 (560 amino acids)
Biological process (GO): regulation of signal transduction
Cellular component (GO): membrane; cytoplasm
Molecular function (GO): protein binding
Source: RefSeq, a predicted model, not a curated record
CUGGGGGCUGUACCGGGAGCAGCGUGCUAGGACUAUUUCCAUGUAAUGUCGUUGUAGUUACAUGUCUAUUACUAUGUGGAAUGACUGAUUUUUCAUAAAAACUAGCCUAAACGAAAAACACUUACUGAAAAAGACGGCAACAUUUUAGCAGGCAUAAUUUCAAAGAAAUGGAUCCCAUAACGAAGUGGACUCCUAAGCAAGUUGUCGAUUGGAUGAGAGGCCUGGACGACAGCCUACAGCAGUAUGUCCCGUACUUUGAGCGGGAGAAGAUUGACGGGGAGCAGCUGUUGAAGAUCUCCCACCAGGAUCUCCUAGAGCUGGGGAUGACCAGGAUCGGACACCAGGAACUGGUGCUGGAGGCUGUCGACCUGCUCUGUGCUCUGAACUACGGGGUGGAGAAAGACAACCUGAAGACUCUGGUGGGUCGUAUGAGAGCGGCGUCCAACAACCUCCAGAACUCAGCGUCUGAGCGCAGGAAGAACCCGUCGUACGAGAGGAAGAACUCCCACAAACCCCCCAACGACUUCCUCACUGCCGUGGUGGAGCUCAUCGGAGCCGCCAAGAGUCUGCUGGCCUGGCUGGACAGGACUCCUCUGACAGGGAUCAGUGACUUCACCUCCACUAAGAACCGGAUCAUUCAGCUGUGUCUGGAGCUCACCUCCACCGUUCAGAAGGACUGCACAGUUUAUGAGAUGGAGGAGAAGAUACUAGAAGUAUCUGUGGCUCUGAACGUGAUCUGUGAGCAGACGAUGAGGAUGACUUCCGACCCUCACAAGAGUCAGAUGGCCUGUCUGGAGGAGGUCCACAUCACCAACAUCAGACCUGGAGAAGGACUGGGGAUGUAUAUCAAAUCCACCUACGAUGGGCUUCACGUCAUCACUGGAACCACAGAACAUUCUCCGGCAGACAGAACACACAGGAUCCACGCUGGAGACGAGGUCAUCCAGGUCAACAAGCAGACAGUGGUGGGCUGGCAGCUGAAGAACCUGGUGGGUAAGCUGAAGGCGGACACCGCAGGCGUUAGUCUUGUGGUGAAGAAGAGGCCCUCGGGGACCUGUAGCUUCACCCCGGCCCCCCUGAAGAACAUGCGCUGGAGGCCCCCCCUAGUGCAGAGUGCCCCCAGUAUGCCCAAGAUCCAGUCUCCAAAACAUGUCCUCUCAGAAGCCCUCAUGAAGAAAGAGAAGCAGACCAAUCUGGACCUGUUUAUCCCUCCUCCCCCCACUGUCCCCUACACCCCACGGGAUGGGAAGCCUAAAGUGAGUGUGAGUGUCAAACUGAGACCAAAGGGUUCUCAGUCUCCUAACUCCUUCCUGGAUGAAGGUAGACGACGCUUCACCAUCGCAGACUAUGACAGCAAGAUUACAGUCUGUCUUCCCCCUGAGCCCAACAUCCAACCAGCCCCAGUAUCCCGCCUGAGACAACGGACCUCCACACGGGGUAAACCGCGGCCCCUAUCCAUGCCUGUAGACUCGUGUCUGGGCAUGUCUGAUUCGUCCUCCAGACCCUGGCCUCAAGGGAGGAAAGGAGAGGACAUCAUUCACAGAUACCUAAGUAACGAGCGGAUCGCCACCAUCUCUGAGGAGGCCCCGUGCUUUCCCCUACCCUACAGACCCCUGGAGGGGCGGUCUGGCCAGCUGAUCCGUGGCGUCGACCACAUCAGGGGCUCCCAGUGCUUCAUCAAUGCUGACCUGCACAACAGCACCACCAUCCCAUACCGGGAGGCAUCAUCCAAAAAUUCCCCAGCUACGACUGUGAUCCCUGCUGCUGCUGCUACUCCCAAACAUCCUCCUUCGGAACCCACUUCGAUCCUGGGGGGCUGGCUAGCCCGCCUCAGGCUGCUGAGUCAUUGACGAGUGCCUAGACCUUGUGGAACGUGUCCCCCCAGUGCCUUUACCUUGCUAUCAUCGAAUAGUGGUCUCUCCACUCAGUAUUCUGACUAACACGUACCAACCUGGAACAUUCUGUUGGAAUAUGGAACGCUAAGCAGUCUUUGGAAGCUCUGACGGAAGAUCUUGCUUCAUUUCAACACUACAUAGUGUAGUGGUAGACCAUUUGGUUGAAUCUCUUGCUACAUUUGAACUCCUCGGGGUGACACAUUUUUCGUUUAGAUUCAAUAUGCUGACAGAUUCUGACAGUGUUCCAUCUUUUGUGGAGGGGUUAAAAAAAAAGAGAAGGAUUAUAAUUCAGGUUUAGGAAACAUUUGCCUUGCUUCUGUAGGUGAAUUCUCCUCUGUGUAAAUUGUUAAGUUAUUUAGUUGGUGUCUGUCUACAGAUUUCUUGUAAAUAUGUUUAAAUCUUUUUAAGAAGUUGAUUUGAUUUAUUUUGGAAGUUGGUAUAGAUAUAAUGCCUAUCAUUUUUAUUUGAGCUAGUGUGCUUCUCUCUUCAUAGUGUUUCAUGUUAUUAUGCGCUGGAAAUAACUGCCAGAGUUGACCUUUUUUUAAGCUACUGUAUGAAUGAGGAAAACUCUUGAUCCGGUUCUGUUACAAACAGUGUAAGUGUGUGUGCGUGCGUGUGUCCGUGAGUGUGUGUGUGUGUGUGUGUGUGUGUGUGUGAGUCAGUGAGCGUGCGUGCGCGCAUAUUUUUGUGAACUUCAGGUAACAUUUAAAAAAUGUGUAACUACUUUAUCUCACUAACUGGUCCUCAAUAAAGCAGGUGUGAGUGACCAUUGAUGUGUUUAAACCCUUGGGGGGGCUGCCGAGUGUUGCACUGCAUUGCAGUGCUUGAGGCGUCACUACAGACCCGGGUUCGAUCCC